Molecule: messenger RNA, 740 nt
Organism: Gopherus evgoodei (Goodes thornscrub tortoise)
Lineage: Eukaryota; Metazoa; Chordata; Testudines; Testudinidae
Gene: MYCBP
Product: MYC binding protein
Biological process (GO): regulation of DNA-templated transcription
Cellular component (GO): nucleus
Molecular function (GO): transcription coactivator activity
Source: RefSeq, a predicted model, not a curated record
GGGAGAAGGUGCGGAAGUGGGUGACAAGAGUAGAGCAGAUACAGAUCACGGAAAGGCCCAAGGAAGGAUGCCAAAAAGGUGGGGGAGGGGCAGGGCCGUGAGUUAGCAUUCCCGUCUCCAUGGUAGCUGAUGGAACGCUGCGAGUCUUCCCCUCCCUCCCGUAAAAGGCCUAGGGCGCAAGCGCGGCCCAGUCGUCAGAGCGGAGGGGGUGCGGAUGGCGCAUUACAAGGCCACGGACUCUAAGCGAGAGCAGUUCCGCCGCUACCUGGAGAAAUCCGGAGUGCUGGACACGCUCACCAAAGUUGUCACGUUGAGCACACCCCACUUCUGCAACUUUGACCCAUUGGCCUCGAUCCCCUGGCCUCAUUCCACACAGUGGGCACCUGUGCGUUUUGGUUUAAGUGACUUGUUCAGCAUUGCAGAAGCAAGCAUAACAUUCAGUUCUUCAGGAUGGCAUUCAAGUGUUGUAGCCCUAUAUGAAGAGCCAGAAAAACCAAACAGUGCACUGGACUUUCUGAAGCAUCAUAUAGGAGCCGCAGCUCCAGAAAAUCCAGAAGUAGAGGCCCUUCGCCUGGAAGUGGCAGAGAUGAAAGAAAAAUACGAAGCUGUGUUGGAAGAAAACAAAAAACUAAAAGCAAAGCUGUCUCAGUAUGAACCACCUCCAGAAGAGAAGCGUGGUGAAUAAGAAUGCUUUCACCUUUUGGUUACUUAACUGAAUAAAGGGCUUCAUCAGAAGUUUA